AUGUCUCGUCGUCCUGAGGUCCCAUGCUCGGAAGAGUUGCGGGAGUACUAUGAAAGUAUACCGGCUAAUUGGCCCAUAGACGCGUCCCCUUUCAUGGGAGUCAAUCCCCAAUAUUGCACAGAGCCUCUUGUUCCACCAAGCGUCCUGACCCCAAUCAGUCUCCCGGAUAGCUCAUUCCGGCCAAGUCCAGCACUCAGUCACCACUCACAGGACUACCAUGCACAAGAAUACCAAUACAGCAUUAAUGAAUCUAUCUCAGCACCACAAGGCCUGGGAAUCAGCGCCCCAUUCUCAAGUGAAUUCCCUCGGACCUCAGCACCAAAUGCCAGCUAUAUGUACGCCCCAGACAACACCCUGAUGGGCAUGGACCGAACGCCGAACAUGUCGCCCCAAGCUCCACCACCCAAGCGCGCGAAACGCAUCUCGUCGCAGCAACCAACCCGUGAUCAGCCAAUCAACAUUGCCCCAAACCCAGAGGGCAUGCGGCAAAUGGAGCUCGAGCGCAUGUAUGGCCAUCCCUCUCCACAGAUCCCGCCUCGGCCUCGUGCUCCCGGUCGUGGACGUCGUGAUCCCCAGGCCGAAGAUGAAGAUUCGUUUGUAGAGACGCUGCGAGACCAGGGCGUUGCUUGGAAGGUUAUCCGUGACAUGUUCAUGCAGCAUUUCAAUAAAGAUGCUUCCGAGGCGCGCUUGCAGAUGCGUCAUCUCCGUCGGAAGCGAGAGCGAGUUGCGCGUUGGGACGAGUCAGAUGUCCAGCUCCUUAUUCAAGCACAUGAGCUUUGGGAAAGGGACAAGUACCGUGCCCUAUCAGAUAUGAUUAAAGAAAUGGGCGCUACGAGAUUUUACUCUCCGAAUGCGUGCAAAGCUCAAAUGCGACUACUUGAAACUAAACAACAGCGUCGAGAUCGCGCAAGUGCUACGCCUUCAGCAAUGUCCGAUCCUGCUCCCGCUACUCCGAUCACCCCUAGAAUCUCUCGAAAAAGAGCCCGAGCUCAGUCUCUGGAUACGGAUUUUGAGGAUGAUGAGUAUAUCUAG
Penicillium canescens is the source of this 1032-nucleotide messenger RNA. RefSeq lists its product as uncharacterized. The record is from RefSeq and is a predicted model, not a curated record. The transcript is spliced from 4 exons. Bases 1 to 1032 code for a protein of 343 amino acids. NCBI's taxonomy places the organism in Eukaryota, Fungi, Ascomycota, Eurotiomycetes, Eurotiales, Aspergillaceae.